Polistes dominula (European paper wasp) is the source of this 3552-nucleotide messenger RNA. It is a transcript of the gene Hmx, whose product is annotated as H6 family homeobox. Gene Ontology annotation, molecular function: RNA polymerase II transcription regulatory region sequence-specific DNA binding; DNA-binding transcription factor activity, RNA polymerase II-specific. The record is from RefSeq and is a predicted model, not a curated record. Gene Ontology annotation, cellular component: nucleus. Gene Ontology annotation, biological process: regulation of transcription by RNA polymerase II. Lineage: Eukaryota; Metazoa; Arthropoda; Insecta; Hymenoptera; Vespidae.
GACGAGGACGAAGAAGACGACGUUAAAGAGGAAGAGGAAGAGGAGGAGAAGGUGGAGGAGGAGGAGGAGACAGUGUUGAAAGCAACGUGACACGUUAGUAGUAGUAGUGGUGGUGGUGGUGGUAGUGGUUGAUGGUGGUGGUGGUACCGUUGGUGGUAACGUUACUACCAGUAGAGGGGGUCUCUCUCGAGAAGGGUGUUGGAGAAGAGGAGAAGGAGGGACCCUCGAAAGUGUCUCGUCGUCUCUCUCUCCUAUCGUCCCCGUCGUUCAGGGUAUCGUUUACGAAUGUCGCGCGAUCGAGCGUUCCGCCGGCGAUCUACGAGGAAACUGCUGCUGCUGCUGCUGCUGCUACUUCUGGUGCUUUUGCUGCUGCUGCUGCUGGUGGUGCUGCUGCUGCUGUUGCUGGACGAACGUUUAUUAUCGUCCUCGCGUUUACUCGUGACAAAAUCAACUAAUACGUUGUUACCUAUAAAUAUUUUCUUUUGUUUUUUGUUUAAUAUUAACGAGGGUGUUGAGAGGAAUUAAGGAUAGGAAGGAAGAUUAUAAAUACGCGCGUGACAUGUUAAAAGAAGAACAACUCAUCAUUGUGUACGGUGAUCAUAUGGUAGUAAUGAUAACUACUUUGGACCUGAGAUUAGUGAUUGAGUAAUACAGGAAGAACAACCCCUUUCUCUUUACCCCAUUUCCCUUUCCUUUCUUUAUUUCUUUCUUUCUUUCUUUCUUUGACGAUAAACUUGAUAAAAGUAUUAUAAAAUAAGGUGUCCACGCGAUAUAAUAAUGUCCGGCGAGACGGAAAUCGAAGUGUCCGUUGUUUCCGAGGAGGAUUUAGAACUGGAAGGUUCGCGAAGUAGUUCGACACCUGCCGAUUUGUUGAUACAAGAAAAAAAUGGAAAGGGUAGUUGCGGAUUGGCACUUGGUAAUCAUCAUCGUCCGUUUAGUUUCGACGUUGGUAAGCCAGCCCUAAGGCCGGUUGGUAAUCCCCAAUACACGUCGUUCAGUAUUCAAAGUAUACUUGGUAGAUCUGUAUCACCAAGAAGCGAUUCAACGUCAAAUGUUUCAUCUACUGAAAGACGUUCGACCGAUGUCGAGGUUGCAUCCUCGCCCGUAUCACCGCCCAGUUCUAGGACGAACAAUCAAAGGAUUCAUCCGUCUUGUGCUAGCCCACCUAGAAUAAAUUCACCUACUACAUUAAGACAAGUUGUCGGUCAUCAUCAACGUGCAUCAGCUAGCAAUCAAAUUAUCGAAAACAAUUCGAGAAAUGAUGCAGCUAGUAUAGGGGUUGGUUGUACAAGCCCACCAAGUCCUACCGUCGCAACAUCAUAUUCACCAACUACCAAUGAUGCAACGACUAAUUCCAAUAUGGCUCAUCAAACAGUCGAUUUUGCAACCGUUGUUGAACAUGGACAAAUGCUUCAUAGAUUGGGAUUGAUGUCAACCCUGAUAACCGGCCGAUAUCCAGUUUUCUUCCCGCCAGCUUUGCAACAUCUUCAUCAACAUCAACAACAACAGCAACAUCAACAACAGCAACAACAACAACAAGUACAACAACAACAACAGCAACAUCAUUCACGUUUGGCUACGGUAUCGUCGGCAUUGACCAAUGCUGUUCAAGUUGCUGGACAAACGGCUGACAUUAAUGACGUAACAGCUGAAGCAAGUAUCAGAGGUGUACUUCCUGGUGGACCAACAGCAUGGCCAUUUCCAUGGAGGCCUGCUGCUCACGGAUUGCAAACACUCGAACAUCCGUCAGCAGGCGAUGUUGUUGGUGCACUCAGUCGUGUCAGUCCAGCUUCCGCGUCAUUUCCUCAAAAGGACGAGCUGGAGGACGAGAACGUCGAGGACCGGCUACACCGUACGAGAAGUUCAUCGAGCGGGGACGAGGCACACGACGAGUUGGCCGACGGGGACGAUUGCCAAGAUGGCGACGGCGACGUAGACUCGACGAACGCAGGAUUGCACGGAGGAGGUGGCGGCGUGGGCGGUGGUGGCAACGGUGUACAAGUGGGCCUAGACUCGCGGGAUUCCGGUAGCAUUAAACGCAAGAAGAAGACGCGUACGGUGUUCUCGCGAUCUCAGGUUUUUCAAUUGGAAUCAACGUUCGACAUGAAACGUUAUCUAUCCUCGUCGGAACGGGCAGGUUUAGCGGCGUCCUUGAGAUUAACGGAGACUCAGGUGAAAAUCUGGUUCCAGAAUCGUCGUAACAAGUGGAAAAGACAAUUGGCGGCCGAAUUGGAGGCAGCCAACAUGGCGCAUGCUGCACAGAGAUUGGUCAGGGUACCGAUAUUGUAUCACGAAGCAUCAGCCGGUAGCGCAACAUCGGGAGGAGUAUCGGUAUCGGUUGCGGCACCACCACAACCACCUACGGCACCGUCCUCGGCCGUUUCCUCGGUGCUCUCCCAUUCCGUCGGUGUUGGCGUUGGAGUUGGGGUUGGAGUUGGAGUUGGUACAUCGUGUGCCCAAGUAGUCGGUCAAACGGCCCAACCGAUCUUUUAUUCUCAUCACCAUCAACACCAUCAUCAUCAUCCGACUCACGUGCAGCCCCAUACCCUUUUGCCCCACCAAGUGCACCCUCAACCACCACCGCCACCCCCACCACCACCCAACGGCCAACCAACCCAAUCCACCUCGCAAUAACACCGUCCGCUAUUCUGCCCGAUUGCGAUCGUCUUCGACCGGCAGCAACAACAACAACAACCUAAAGGAAUCACCUUGAGAAACGACCACGACCACGACCACGACCACGACCACGACCACGACCACGAUGACAGUCGCCACCACCACCACCACCAUAACCUAAGGAAAGAUAAUCAAGAGGAACGGGUGGAAAUAAUGGACGUGGACAAACAGGAGGAGGAAGAGAAGGAGGUGGAGGAAGAGGAGGACGUUCUCUCGGUGUCAAUCGACGAUGCUCGUCCCUCCGACGUUGAUCUCGACGUCGGAUGAUGAGCCUGAUAAUGAUGAUGAUCAUUAUGCAUCAUAAAAGAAUGUACUUUAUUCCCCCCGUCUCUCUCUCUCUCUCUCUCUCAUUCUUUCUCAAUCUUCCUAUCUAUUUCUUUCUUUAUAUUUAUUCUACUUUUUGUUUAUUUUUUAGGUUAGUUUAAUUUUAUUUGCUUCGCGGGCUCGGGACUUUUCGUGCAAACGUCGAAAAACGAAGAAUUGUCUUCUAUUUCGAUGUCCUUGAGAGAAAUAGAUAAAAGUGAGAAAGAGAGAGUUGAAAAGAAAGAGACAGAGAUGAAAAAUAGAAAGAGAGACCGAUAUAACUCAUGCAAAGUUCGUAUAAGUGCGCUGCUACACUAGGGUGCGUGUAUAUGUGYGUGUGUGUGAGUGUAUGUGUAUGUAUAUAUAGAUUUUUUUGAAAAAAAAAUUACGUCCUGGACGCGUAAUCUCAGGACUGUGUUUCUCUCUUUCUGUUUUUUGGGGGUUAUAGACCUUAGCUACGUCCUAAGACACGGCCAGGGUUCCUACGAAUAUAUUCUACCUGUUGUGAUAAGUAUCCAAACGAUUGAUUUUAUUAAAUGAACGGUAGAGUUAUGGAAAAAAAAAAAAACAACA